UUGAAAGUGUUGAAGAAAAAGUAGAACAGAAUGAAUUUAAUGUCACUGAGAACUCGGACAGUGCUAAAGAAAAUGAAUCUGAAGAUGGCAAACACAUUCCUUUCAAUCCAACAGGUAGUGUUUUUGCAUGUGAACAAUCUGAAAAUGAUUAGAAAGAAGAGUGUACACAAUAAAUACACUAUAAAUCCUUUAUUGUAAUAUUGCUCCAGGCCAAUAUAGGCCGUUUGCUGUGACCUCGAAAAGUGCUUAUUUUCAUUUAGCAUGUCUUUCACUUUCGAACAUGCUCAGUUCAAAUCCGAAAAUUUCGCGCUUCGUAGACCCGAAGUUUUCUGACAAACAGCUAAAUUUUAUCUUCACUAAUUUCACGACCAAUUUUAUCAUUGUUUAACGACACGGAUGGAUGAAGACACGAUUACAUAACUCAAAAUGAUUAAUUCCUAUGAACCAGGUUUUGCAUUUAACAAAAGACCGUUUUGCUUGUAUCAUUUUGAGUUAUGUAAUUUUAAGCGCAUUGGACGUAAACAACAUAUCUUGUAUGCAACUUUGGGAAGGUACCGAUAUCGCUUUUUAAAAUCCUCAGUUUUGGCUCUAUACAAUCACAAGGACGUUAAUAUAAUGUUUUUGGACUAUGUCUCUCGGCUGAGAAAUAAUAGACAAUUUCCAUUAUAGACUAAUUUUAAAACUAGGCAAGGAGAUGCAAAUAAUUCACCACAGCUAGAAAGAGCAUACUAAAAUUAGUAAAAUUUCAAAGUUUGGUUGCGAAAUGUUGUGAAUUGCGGAAAAUAUAGCCUUGCAAAAAUAAAACAAAAGUUAUUCCGAAUAAGGAGCGCAUAAUAUUAACACACAAUUUGUAAAAAACCCUGUAUAUUUCGAAUCAAAUCAGAUUCAUCUUCCGCAGUGUUUUGCAAGAUAUGUCCAAUAUUAGUUGUACUUGAAAGGAAAAAAAAGAACAUUAGUUGUACUUGAAAGGAAAAAAAACCAUAACAGAUUUAGGAUCAGAAUUGAAAACAAAAACACGCCUGCUCAGGCGUUCACACUGGCCUCGGUUGGGAAAAUGCACAAAAUGUGGUUUGGGCUGAACAGGUGAUGUGCAUGACCACUCCGAUGGGAUUCAAAGGGCAAAGAUAUUUUUGCCAUGUUGGAUGACAUAUCGGUUAUUCAUGUUUUCGUAUGAGAUUGAUCUGAUGUCACAAACAAGUAGUGCACAAAGUAACAUUAAUCUGCCCAUUGUGGUGGAAAGAAACAUUGAUCUACCCAUUGUGGUAGAGCCCAUUGAGGCACAGAAUAACAUUGUCAUUGAUCUGCCCAUUGUGGUAGAGCCCAUUGAGGCAAAAACUAUUGAUCUGCCCAUUGCGGUAGAGCCCAUUGAGGCAAAAACUAUUGAUCUGCCCAUUGUGACAAAGCCCAUUGAGGCACAAAAUAACAUUGAUCUGCCCAGCUGAGGCAGUUGACGUGGAGCACAAAUCUGUGGUGACUAAUGAGACAAACAAUGAAAAUCAAAUUUGGCAGUAUCAGUUAUGGAAAAGAGCUUCAAGGUGUUGUUAUAACUGACUGAGAGAUUGAAUCUCACUAUUAUGACAUUCACACAGCAGUUGUGGAUGCAUUUUUGAGUAAUAGUUAUUCUAUCUUGAUAUUAGAAGGCCUUAUGAUGGCCUUAAUAAAGCAAGGAGAUUUUUUCUAUUUAUUUGACUCGCAUGCCAGAGAUUUCAGUGGCAUGCGUGAUCCAAAUGGCGCUGCUGUUGUCAUGAAAUUUAAUAUUCUAGAGUUAGAACAAUAUUUGUAUUGCCUUUCAAUGAAAUUACAUACCAAUUAUUUUGAAAUUGUACCUGUGCAGUUAAAUAAAUGUAAUGCUUUGGAGGAAAAAAGUAAGUGUGUGAGAGAUCAUGAAUACCAUAAAAAGAGACUUUCAGUAGAGUCUGAAGGUGAUAAAAAAGCUAGACUUCAAAAAGCUAGUGAGUAUAAAAUGAAAGUAUUCAGAAGAAACUGACAAUGAGCAGCAAAUAAGACUUCAAAAAGAAAGUGAGUCUGCUAAAUGGAAACUGACAACGAAAAACAAAUUAGACUUCAAAAGGAUCGCGAAUCUAAAAAAGAAAGCGGUCAGAGGAAACUGACAGUGAGAGACAAAUGAGGUUUGAGAAAGAUAGACUUAAUAAAAAACAAAAGCGUGCAAAAAAAGUGUCACAGCCUCGACAUGAAAUAUUAAAUCAACAGGAUUAUUUAAAUAUGUUUGACAACACCAAUAAUGGUGGUAUUGAAGAGCAAUGUUGGGCUAAGGCUAACAUUAAUAAGUUUAAAAUAAGUCCGUGCAAUACAUUGUCAGUCAGUGUACAGUAUGUCGGGAGGCAUGGCCCUUAAAAUCCAAACCAAGGACACCUUGUGUGUUCACGAUGCUUUAGAGAUAAAAAAUCUCCAAAAAAAUUUUCUUGUGAAAAUUCAAUGAUACCUUCAUAUGUUCCACAUGAACUGCAAAAUUUAACUCAGAUUGAGGAAAUGUUGAUUGUUCGUGUUUUGCUCAUCAUGAGUGUUUAUAUUAAACCUGGUAGUCAACGAGGUUAUUCAGGACAUUGUAUUAACCUGCCACAAAAUGUCAAAGAACUUGCAAUGUCUUUGCCAAGAUAUCUUAAAGAUUUAGUUGUGAUUAUUGUCAAGGCUAAAGGUAGAGAAAACACAUUCAAAGAUGUGACAGUGCGAAAGCAAAAAGUGCACAAUGCUUUAGUUUGGCCUAUCAAUCGAGUUAUUAAUCAGUGAAGAUGCAUUAAAUUCCUUACCUGAAAAUGGUGUACCACCAGGUCUUAUGCAGACUGUUGAGACUGAUGAUGAUAUAGUCUUAGAUGACAAUUGUUCUCCUGAUGUAGGUCCUCCUACUGAUAAUCCAUCAGAGGAUAUUGUUUAUAAUGACUCUACUCUCAUUUCAAUGAGUAGUUUUUUGCUUGUUGGCGAACAACAACAACAGGAAAUUGAAGCUGUUAGAAAUCAGCUGUCUGAAAAUGAGCCAAUGCCCUGGCCCUCAGUUGAAAAUGAGCCAUCAAAUGAGUAUCAGAUAACACAUCUGGCCACAAUGGCUUUCCCAACAUUAUUUCCAGAUGGGAAAGGAGAAUUUGGGUGUGCGACAGUCACGUACUUGGGUCAUGACGCUGGGCAAGGUCAUGUUAAGCCCGUCCAAGCAAAGAUAUCUGCGAUCCUUGAAUUCCCUACACCAACAUCAAAGAAACAUUUAACUCAAACAUUACCAAACCACUGACCAUGCUGCUGAAAAAGAAUGUCGGUUUUGACUGGAGUCGGGAUUGUGAAACGGCGUUUCAAAAAGUGAAAGCUAUGCUGACCAGUGCUGUCGGCGCCGAAUUUCGACCGUCCAUUUAAAUUAGCUGUGGACGCCAGCGACGUUGCAGUUGGAGCUGUGCUGUUGCAAGAGGACAGUAAUGGGUUAGAUCAUCCAGUGUGUUAUUUCUCGCGUAAGCUGGACAAGAGUCAGAGAAAUUUUUCGACGAUUGAGAAAGAGUGUUUGGCGUUAAUAUUAGCCCUGCAGCAUUUCGAAAUUUACGUUACGGCUUCUAACUCGGCAGUUACGGUAUUCAGCGAUCAUAAUCCUUUGGUAUUUCUCCACAAGAUCAAGGAUAAAAAUCAGCGAUUAGUGCGAUGGAGUUUAUGUUUACAAGAAUAUGAUUUGGACAUACAGCAUAUUAAAGGUAAAGACAAUCUGAUUGCGGACUGCUUAUCAUCAAGGUAGUGAUAUUGGACGAAAGUUCUAACAAAGUUUCUUUUUUCAAGAAGGGGAGUGUGACGUGAGUCAGUGACGUCAGAACAUUAUGCUGAUUCCUGCUUUUGCUAUAUUUAUCGUUUACGUAGUAUCUAAAAAUAGUAUAUAUGUAAUGUUCUAUAAAUAUCUUUCGGACAGUAUAUAAGCAGCGAAAGCUUAAGCUAAAAAAGGAUGAGAGAAAAGUUUAGAAAUAGUAAUUUGUUGUUGCUGUUCAAGAAGAAAAAUUUGAUAUUGUUGGAGUUAUUGUUGUCGCAAAGUUAACAAGACUUAAAGGAAAGGAACUAUAUACUAAAGUGUGAAAGGACAAAGUCUGAAAAGCAAAGCUGUGUCAUUGUCAAUAGACAGAUAAGUUUAAACUAUCCUGAUUCUUCGUUCUUUUAGUUUUCUUUUAUUAAUAAAUAAUUUAAAAAAUAAGACUUUUGUUUUUAAGUCUCUCUUGUUACGGUGAACGUAACAGACUUACGUCUCGGAUUCAGGUUUUGGCACAUAUGCCAUGUUGACCGCCAUGGUCAUUUUACCCUAAAGCAGUUGGGAUUACCUGUGCUAAAUGAAACGCUUACAAACUCCGAUACAGGUCUUAUACAGACUAAUAAACAUUUGUUGGUACACGCCUCAGCUUACAGAGUGUAUCAAGAAGUGUGAUUUGUCGCACGUCUAGAUGUAUGAAUUGACCUGGAUGUUCCCUUUCUAUGUUUACAUGCAAUAAAUUGUAAGCAUGGAAUGGAGCAAGGAAAGACGAUUAGCACACCCUAUUGUUUAUUUUACCUUAGCGUCGUCGAGUGAGGAGACCUCGUUUGAGUCUUUGAAAGAAAGUGUGUCGGGGAAAACGUUGAAAGCUAUCUCAGAUAUGGGUUUUACGCAUAUGACCGAAAUUCAACAUAAAAGUAUUGCACCCUUGCUGAAUGGAAG
Messenger RNA from Paramuricea clavata, 4666 nucleotides. NCBI's taxonomy places the organism in Eukaryota, Metazoa, Cnidaria, Anthozoa, Malacalcyonacea, Plexauridae. The record is from the annotation of a GenBank genome assembly.